AUGUCGACAGUUGCGUUGCCAAAUAGUGAUUUCCUAUCACAGAUCACCAUUGACGAUUUGAAGUCUCUGGCGGCAAGGUUCAAUAUCCAGUUCGAACAAGGUCAGGAUGAAGAAGCCUACCUCAAGCUUUUGCAGGCAGCAGAAGCGAUUUACGAGUAUUUCGAGACUGUCGAUGACUACAUUCACCCAGCUCUGAUCCCUGUACCGACAGUGUCAGAGAGAAGGUAUUGGAAGCCGCGCCCGGAGGACAAUGUUUUGAAUGCUUGGAGUCAUCGGUGUGAACUGAAAGCAGCCAAACCAGAAACCGAUUUGCUUGCUGGGCGCUCUGUUGCUUUCAAAGACAACAUUUGCGUAGGCGGUCUGCCUACCACCAUUGGAACACGGCCCACCCUGCUCUCCAAAGAGGGCAAGAAUUACCCUUUGUCGACCAUUGACGCUAUCGUUGUGUCCAGGAUCUUGAACGCCGGCGCCACUGUCAAGGGCACCACGACGUGCGAGACCUAUUCGGCUUCGACACUCUCGUCAACGUCUUUCAGCGGGCCGGUCCAGAAUCCUUGGGCAAACGGCUACAAUGCUAGCGGCAGCAGCAGUGGCAGUGGUGCGCUGAUGGGAUCCAAUGUAGUUUCGAAGCUCCGGGGCACCAACUUUGGUGACAGCGUCGAUAUGGCCAUUGGCGGCGACCAAGGCGGCAGUAUUCGACUGCCAGCCGCCUACAACGGGUGCUACGGCAUGAAAGCCACUCAUGGCCUGAUCCCCUAUACCGGCGUCAUGUCUCUUUCACCGAUGCUAGACAACGUCGGCCCCAUGGCCAGCAACCUCCAAGACAUUGCACUCUUGCUGCAAGUGUUGGCAGGGUACGACGGCAUGGACGCCAGAAUGACAGCCGAAUCGCCAUUGAGGGACAAUGUGCUCGACUAUCCCGCUUUCGUUCGAGAAUCUUUCGCCGAGGCCCAGUCAACAGCAUCGCAACGGCGGUCUUCAUUUAGAGUAGGGCUUCUCAAGGAGUCCUUCCACAUGCCAGGCAUGGAUCCAGCCGUGGCCAAACAGGUGUACGAAACGGCCAAGCAAUCCUUCGAAAACAUGGGAGUGGAUGUGGUCGAGGUCUCCGUGCCGCUGCACGCCGAUGGACCUUUGAUUUGGACGGCGUCAACUCGGGCCACGAUGGCAGAUUGGGCAAUCGCUUCGAAGACGCCAGGUUAUCUCAGCUACCAGCCUCCUCAUAUGAAUUUGCAAUGGCCACCCACCCAGGACAUGUACGAAACGCUGACGGACACCAAUCCCACGAUCAUGAACCUCAUCUUCAGCAGUGUCUUCCUCAAGGAGAAGUACGGCCCAGGCGUCGAGGCCAAAGCCCACCGGAAGGUGUUCCAACUGCGUCAGGCAUACGAUGAAGCCUUGCGCCAGGUUGAUGUCCUGAUCACUCCGACAAACCUCGGACUGGCUGCGCCGCAUCCGGAACUCAAACGAGAUGGCAAGCGGACCGCGAUCAUGGAGAGAAUCAAUCCCGCCAUCGGUCUCAGCAGCAACACUUGUCCGUUCAACGCCACUGGUCAUCCAGCCAUGAGUGUGCCCUGUGGUUUCGGAAAAGAUGACAAGACGGGGCAUUCUUUGCCAGUGGGCAUGCAGAUUGUGGGCAGGAGGUGGGACGAGAAGAUGGUCUUGAAAGCAGCUGCUUUCUUCGAAGUUGGUCAGCAGUGCAAGGAUCAGACAUCUUCCCCGUCUUCAGGCCAACCCCGCCUGUAA
Capronia coronata CBS 617.96 is the source of this 1743-nucleotide messenger RNA. RefSeq lists its product as uncharacterized. The transcript is spliced from 2 exons. Gene Ontology annotation, molecular function: catalytic activity. The record is from RefSeq and is a predicted model, not a curated record. NCBI's taxonomy places the organism in Eukaryota, Fungi, Ascomycota, Eurotiomycetes, Chaetothyriales, Herpotrichiellaceae. The coding region runs from base 1 to 1743 and encodes 580 amino acids.